AUCUCUGCCUCAACAGAAAAGAAAAUUCAAUCUUCUGAAAAUCAAAGUAAUACAUUUAUUUGUUUCCAUCAUAAUCUUCCUAGGAAAUUUCUUGCGAGCUUCCUGAAUCAUCUUCUCCGAAAGUUGGAAUUUCACAAACCGUAACUACUUCCGUUAGCCAUUUGCAUAUAUAAAUAUACAACGAACCCCCUCAGGAUGCUGUCAUCGUAUGCGCAAGAAACACUCAACAACAAAGCAUCGUUAUUUCAUGUUCAUGGUGACUUUCUCUUUGCCAACGACAUGUCCCCCCUUAGCAAGAACGACUUGCAACGGAUUUUUGAGAAGCUUGACAAGAAUGGGGAUGGCUUGGUUAGCCUGGAGGAGCUCAACUGGCUCCUGGUGAGAAUUGGAGUGCAGUUCAGCCUGGAGGAGUUGGGGUCCUUUGUGGGAAAACCAUGUCUCGACUUCAAUGAAUUCUUGUUCUUUUAUGAUUCUAUCUCGAACCAGAACGAUGAUGGCAAGAACAUGGAGCCAGCAGGAUCAGGGGAGGAGGAUGGAUUAAUCCAAGCCGAUGAAGACAGUGACCUUGUCAAGGCUUUCAAAGUGUUUGACUUGAAUGGCGAUGGCUUUAUUUCCUGCGAGGAGCUUCAAAGCGUGUUGGUACGACUUGGUUUGUGGGAUGAAAGCAGCGGCAAAGAUUGCAGAAACAUGAUUUGCUUCUACGACACCAACUUGGACGGCAUGGUCGAUUUUGAAGAAUUCAAAAACAUGAUGUUGCACACCAUUUCUUAAUUCCAUUGUGUGAAAGUGCAGAGAAGGUUCAUGAUUAUUGAUUGCCUUUUGGUUCUCAUUUGAGCUGAUGAUGAUGAUGAUUAUGUACCAUCACCCUCAUCCCUUUGUCAAUAUAUAUCCAAGUGUUUUUCUUGUCAUCGGUAUUAUUAGCAACUAUUUUUAAGCAAAAUUUUCCCUAUGA
Theobroma cacao (cacao) is the source of this 952-nucleotide messenger RNA. Its product is annotated as Calcium-binding EF-hand family protein. NCBI's taxonomy places the organism in Eukaryota, Viridiplantae, Streptophyta, Magnoliopsida, Malvales, Malvaceae. The record is from RefSeq and is a predicted model, not a curated record. Gene Ontology annotation, molecular function: calcium ion binding.